Molecule: messenger RNA, 4346 nt
Organism: Ostrea edulis (European flat oyster)
Lineage: Eukaryota; Metazoa; Mollusca; Bivalvia; Ostreida; Ostreidae
Product: E3 ubiquitin-protein ligase Midline-1-like
Exons: 10
Coding region: 325-2286 (653 amino acids)
Biological process (GO): positive regulation of DNA-templated transcription
Cellular component (GO): nucleoplasm; chromatin
Molecular function (GO): zinc ion binding; protein binding; ubiquitin-protein transferase activity
Source: RefSeq, a predicted model, not a curated record
CAUAAGGAAAUUAUUUCCGAGGAAGAUAUAAAAAAAUGUAUUCAACCGAUACUUUAUCGACUAAAGACCCUAAAUCUCUGCAAUGUAAGGUGUUUUUUGAACUGAUGAUGUUUUUGUGUAACCGCGGAAGGGAAAACCUUCGCAAUAUGACCAAAGAAGAUUUUGUAGUAAACACUGGUGCUAGUGGGAGGAGAUAUGUAGUAAAGUGAAUCCAAGACUCACUAAAAAUCACCAGGGUGGAACAGAUGACGUGGAUGAUGGUGGUGGUAGGAUGUUCGAAAAACCAGAUUAUGUAUGGACUGAUAUGAUGAAGAAAAGCACAAGAUGAAUAUAAAAACCAUUCGGAGCAUUCGUACUAACAGUACUACAAAUCUCAGACCACGAAAUGCAGUCAGAAAGGAGUUUGGAGAUGCUUUCCUCUUUAGUCCAGUGAACAUUGUCGCAACUAACGGAAACCACGCUUUUGAGCACGUGCGUGUGGCCCCAGAGAAGAGUCCGGUCAAAGCAAAGAUGGACGUGGAUUGCGACCUUCAGUGUCCAAUCUGCUUAGAGCUCUUUUCUUACCCCAUUAUUCUUCCAUGCUCCCAUGUGCUAUGUAGAUCUCCAUGUGCUGAACAUCUAUUCGAUUUCAAUUUUAUACGAUGCCCAGUUUGUCGUGAUAACUGUUAUGUGAGUGGAGGAAUCUCUAGCUUACCAAGGGUUAUAGCUCUGGAAAAUAUUAUAGAAAGAUACAAAGCGGACAGGAGUACGCGAGAAAGCAGUGAAAGUGCCCAAGAAAAUACCCAAGACGCUUCACAUCUAGACACUUCCAUCUCUAGUCAAUCGGAUGCAGGAAACGAGUCCUCAAUACUCUGUCACCUUUGCAAUUCGGUAUCAAAGAAAAAAGCCAAAAAGUCUUGCCUUGAUUGCAACGUAUCGUACUGCUCCAACUGUCUUCUUCUUACUCACCAGAAGAAAGACCCAUUCAACACCCACGAACUGGUUUCGCCAAGGGAUGAUUUCAAUCGAUCUUUGACUGGUCUUUGUUCAAAUCACGCAGAACAACUGACCUUGUAUUGUAAAGAUUGUUACGUACCAACAUGCACCGCUUGUAAAGAUUCUGGUGUACAUAAAAGUCACGUGAUGAUCACUAUAGAUGACGCCUAUACAGACAUCAAGGCUUCAGUUGUAAAGAAUCUUCAGAAACUAGGCAGUAGUCAAGAUAGGGUGACAUCAGCUCUUCACAAUCAGAGAGAUAAUUUAAAAGAAAUGCAGCAAAAAAUAGAUAGGAAGAGAAGCGAAAUCAAUGCACAGUGCGACAUGCUUUUGGCUGAAAUCGAAAACAAGAGAAGUUUCUUCCUAGCAGACCUUGAGUACGAGGAACGUAUAAGACAAAAUGAACAGGAAGAACUGAUAAAAGUAAUGGAACGGAUCUUAGGGUCUUCACAGGCGUUACACAGUUACACAUCAGAGGUGCUUAACGAGGAUGUCAGCGAAUUUUUGGAGGUGGCGAAUCCACUGAGUGAAAAAUUAGUGAAGGCCACGGUAGAUUGUGAGACUGCGCAGUUUCAGCCGGCGGAAUGUGACGUCUUGCCUGGUAAACUUGUGGAUUUCAGAAAGGAAAAAAACAUCAUCAGAGAAAUGAAUUAUUUACUCGCACCCGUAACACCAAGCAUUGACGUCACGCGAUGUUCCAGGAGUGAAGACACUGUUGUUUUAGUUCUAUCCCCUCCCAGAAACGCCCAUGACGUCAUAAACCAAUACGAAAUUCACUACUGUUCAGAGGAGCAAAAGAGCCUAGAAAUUGAGGAUACAUUGAUCGUGAAAAAUGUCCCUGAAGAUAGACUUGUCGGGAAGAAUGUACCAAAUUGCUCGGGAGUAGUUGUGGUAUUAGUGGAAAAUCUAUGCAAAUCAACGACAUACUAUUUCUGUGUGAGUGCUAGCAAUCAGGCAGGAAGAAGUGCUAAUUCGGAAGUCGUUCAGUGUACAACACUGCUGCCGGGGGAAAGUGUCAUUCCAGUGCCUGUUAUUGUUGAGAGCCUCUGUCGACAGUUUGCGACAUCGGUACAGAUAUACAGCUCCAGCCCACAAGAUGUCGCUUCUGAGCAACACAUAUCUCAUUUCCUGCUGUAUCGCCCUCUAGGUCAGAGCCGGGCGUGGAAAACUCUGUCACUGUAUGGAAGGCAGGACCAUAGGGUGUUCGGUUUAAUGGCAAGCUCAGAAUAUGAAUUUUUGAUACUGGGGUGCAAUCAAAGAGGUGAAUGUCAGGUAUCUAACAGAGUAAUAGUUCAAACGGAGCAAUCCUAAUGACGUUUGAGUUUAAAGAAAUAUGUAGAAUGCUUUUUUAAUUGAACGUUUCUUUGCAAAUAUUUUAGUGAUAAUAACAGUUUCAAAAUGUAGAAAUGCCAUUUUCUUUAGUUAAUUAUUUAUUUAUGCGAACACUAAGUAGCCUGAUAUUAUUUAUUGUGAUGACAUUUAUUAGUUUUUAAGUAUAUCAUCACUAUUACAAAUCUCUUCUAUUCAUCACUUUCCUAUUUAUAAUCAUAUGAAUAUGUCCAUCUCGUUCCAUUCUUUACUUUGUCGUUCCUUAAAAUGCAGGAUCCAUCUAUUCUAUAUACGGUGAUAGUUGUGUAUAGAAACAUUGCAUGUUUUAUUUUGUACAGUAUACAGGGAAAUUUUCGCUCCGUUUUAAUUUUGCCCUUACACAUUGGACAAAGAUUUUCCCAGGUUUGAAUUCUUGCUAUGUUAAACUGAUCACAUGAUUGAGAUAUAUUAGAAACAGAACGUCAUUAUAAUAGUGGCUACCCACUCGGAUCACCUCGGCCGAUUCCAUUUAAUUACAGUGUAGAUGUAGGGUACCGGAAUCUACCGAAUGAGUGGAUAGCCUACUGAAUUAUGUUGCGUAUAUUAUAAUAGGAAAUGCCUCUAUACAUCUAACUGUUUGUACAUUUUCUGAUAUCAAAAUUCGAAUGAGAAAAUCCCUGCGACAUGAUUUUUGUUCUAUUUUAUCAUGAAUUUUUCCCCAUUACAUUGAAGAAAGAAAUAUUCAAAAUAACAUUUCACAGUUCUGUGGAAUUCUUGAAUAAUGAUUAGCAUUUAAGGUACUGUUUUAUAGAUCAUGAUGGCAGUUAGAGAAGUGCGAGAGCAAAUAGUUAAAUGUCGCCAUAGUUUAACAGUGAAGUAAGAUUGAGCACUUCCCAUGGUGCAUGCCGUAUUAAGCCCACAAAAUACAUACAGUUUAUUCAAUGCGUCUAAAUAAAAUCAUAGACGCGUUUUCUUAUCAAAUAAGUUCAAUUUUCUAAGAACAGUAAAAACAGAAUAUUCGUAGUAAGUUUUCACUUAUUGAUUAUAUUAUGUCUAGACUACAAAAUGAAAAGAUACUGAAAAUUUAUUGAAAGGGUACCCAAUUCCCAUAUAUUUGGUGUAAAUUUCUGAAUGAAAUUAAUUUCAGAGAAAGUUUUUAAAACUCCUAUGAGGUGGUAUUCAUCAAUUUUGACUUGUUUUCAUGGGAGAUAACCCUUCCAUGUUCGUAACUCACUUCAUUGACAAAAACCCUCACAUGCAUUGAGGGUCCCCUAUACCACAUACGAGUAAAUAAAUAUUCACAAAUAACAAUUUGUUGUCUCUGCCUUGCUAAUCCUUAAGAUAACGAAGGGAGUUACUUAUAUUAGCUUAGUUUUACGCCUGUAAGGGCAAAUUGGGCGAAAAUAAAAUGGAGACGAAAUUUAUCCUGUAUACUUAUUAGUUGUGUGUGCACGAUUCCAAACGCUAGUCAGAUUUUGAUAUUGUUGGAUUGUUGUUUUAUUGAGUUUGAAAAUGCCGCUAAAAGCCAAACUUAAAUAUUAAAAUAGUUGUCAAUUUAGAAAAGACAUACGUGUAUUAUGUAUUUAUUAUGCAUUGAUGUGAUAUUUUUAAGUACAGAUUAAGAAAAACAAAGUUUUUCUUAAUAAAUUAGAAUUGCUUUAUACAUGUAUCAAAUUAUUACGUUUAAAAAUCAACCAAUAAGCAGUUACAUUUUGGGCAUUUGAAAAGGCUCAUCAUAAAAUUCACAAAACUUUCAAUUUGAAUAUAUGAAAUGAUCAACGAUUUCGUCAAUCUUUCAAAAAAAAUUUGUUUGUCAAAUUUGUUUUUCAGAAAUUAUUUAGUACAUGUGAACUGCAGUUAGCUGGAGAUGUUUGUAAAUAUUCUUGAAAUCGAUAGAGUACAUUUAUUUAUAUGCACGGUGCUUUUUUCUACUUACAAUGUGCACUGCAACACGAGUAGAAGUAAGCUUCAUACGUCACACUGUUGAAAACACGUCUUGUCGAGUUGUUAACCACAAAUUCAGAUGUAUCCACGGCUGUUGAUUAAAUAUUGAUAAAGCAGCU